AUGGAAAGAUUCCCUCCUUCGUCGUGUUGCUGUCGCAUGGAACCCGAGGAGGACUUCAGGAUCUGCUCUGCAGAUGAAGAGGCUGUCGAUAACCUUGCACAGAGUAGCCAGAUCCCCACGGGUAUGAUUGGCCCCGACAGCACAAACGCCGGCGCUCAGGUAGUCAUUCCCAGCUCCUCAGGCACUUCAAGCCUUGAAGAUCUUGAAGCGGCGACAGCCAUCCUAACGCAACGUAGCCUCUUUCGGCCUGAUUUGAUGCGAGGCGUUUCCUUGCGAAGCACGCUAAGGCAGGGGGGUUGGCUCUGGCUCUACAGCCCGUCGGUCCUAAGCUUUGAGAAGCGAAAGCAGGUCUUUGCCACAUCCAAGCCCACGGAACGAUUUGACAAGUUCUUGUCGCACACAUGGUGGACACAUGGGAAGUGGAAGAUGCUGUCUCUACUGAUCCACUUUGGCUGGCCAACCAUGUUGAUUGCCUGGACUCUUGGGAUAACCCUCUCCUUCGUACUCAGCUUCAUGGGCGUGUUGCCGGCAUGCACGAGCUUUGAGGUCCACGCCAUUGAAUUUCACGGCCAAGUUCCUUAUGGCUGCUGGAUCAUGCUGACCGGCCUCAUGGCCCCCAUUGCAGGGCUGAUGGCCUUUCCAUAUCUCCCGCGCCUUCAUGGAUCAGACACCUGUUUCUUGGACUUCGUGUGCAUCAAUCAGACAGACACCGACGAAAUGCAACAGGGGAUCCGAUGCAUCGGGCAUUUCCUGGCAGCAACAGCGGAGUUGCGGGUGCUUUGGAGCGCGCCAUACCUUUCGAGGUUGUGGUGCGUCUUCGAACUUGCAGCUUACCGCAAGAUGAACCCCUCCGGAACAAUUGUCAUCGCACCAAUUUUCAGAGAGUUGUUGGCAUGCAAAAGCUUCUUGUGGGUGAACUUGUUUACUUUCACGUUUUGGUUCUCCAGAAGGGGUCCUGAAGGAGGCGGUGGAGUGCGCCUGUUGGCUGUGUUUUUGUGCGCGUUUGCUGUUGUGUUCCCGUCCCUGGCACAUGUGGCGUGGAAACAGAAGCUGGACCGUGACAAGCUGGACUCUGACUUGGCUACGUUUGAUGUUUUGAAAGUGGAGUGCAGAAGCGAUUUCGACAGACAAUGCAUAUACGAUGCCAUCAUCCAGUGGUAUGGCAGUUUGGCCGCCUUUUCCGCACAUGUACAGGGGCCCUUUCGCCAGGAAGUGGUGAGGUUGAUGCGGGCCGGUGGCAGCGUGCCCUUUGCCUAUGUCUGGUUGAGCUUAAGCCCGAUCUUCUGCCUGAGUCUGGAGGGCUUCGUAGCCUUGUGGAGAGCCAACGCUCCAAUGGAAAGUGUGCUUGGUUUCGCCGUUGGCCAUCUGUUGGCCCAUGACAUCCUGUGGCUCCCUUCCAUCGUGAUCCUGUACCACUUCACAACCAGGCGUGAUUUCCGCUGUUGGACGUGUGGGAGCAAGUCUUUCGCUCUGGAGAGCGUUGUGGCAGCUAUUUUCUUUUGUGUCUUGUUCACCGGAGGAAGCAUGGUCACAGUCUUCGUCGCCUCCCGAAACUUUGGGUGGGUGCUUGCGUGGAUGGUUACAGCAUUGGCGGUGGCGGGCGUUUCUUGGGGUUUCUGCUGGCGAAUCUAG
Molecule: messenger RNA, 1632 nt
Organism: Symbiodinium natans
Lineage: Eukaryota; Dinophyceae; Suessiales; Symbiodiniaceae
Source: the annotation of a GenBank genome assembly